This is a messenger RNA of Beauveria bassiana ARSEF 2860, 792 nucleotides long. Its product is annotated as Isy1-like splicing family protein. The coding region runs from base 1 to 792 and encodes 263 amino acids. The transcript has 2 exons. Gene Ontology annotation, cellular component: post-spliceosomal complex; catalytic step 2 spliceosome; Prp19 complex. Lineage: Eukaryota; Fungi; Ascomycota; Sordariomycetes; Hypocreales; Cordycipitaceae. Gene Ontology annotation, biological process: mRNA 3'-splice site recognition; generation of catalytic spliceosome for second transesterification step. The record is from RefSeq and is a predicted model, not a curated record.
AUGUCGGACACCUUUCGAGUCAAGAAUUUGAGAGCUUGGGGACCCUGCCUGGAGGCACGCAAUUCAGAAAAGGCCCAGUCGAUGCUGUUUCGCUUCCGCGAGGCGCAGGCCGCCGACCUGGGCAUCGUCGACACGGGCCGCGCGCGGCGUCCACGCGCCAUCACCGAGGUUGAUUCGAUUCCAGUGUGCGAGAAGUGGCGCGGCCAGGUCCUCAAGGAAAUUUCGCGCAAGGUGUCGCGCAUCCACGAGCCAGUCCUAAGCGACUACCAGAUCCGGGACCUCAACGACGAGAUCAAUAAGCUGAUGCGCGAAAAGCACAUGUGGGAGGUGCAGAUACGUAACCUUGGGGGACCAAACUAUAUGCGCGGCGGCGGCAAGGUCUACGACGAGCAAGGGCGCGAGGUGCCCGGCGGCGGCCGGGGCUAUCGGUAUUUCGGCCGCGCCAAGGAGCUGCCCGGCGUCAAAGAGCUAUUCGAGGCGGCGGCGGCAAAGAAUGCAGAGGAUAGUGGGAAGCCGCUGGAGACGAGCAAAGACCUGCGGAGGGCGGUGGACGCGGCCUACUAUGGCUACGCGCCGGACGAGGAGAACGAGGCGCUGCUGCGGUACGAGGCAGAGAAGGAGAGGCAGGCCGUGGAAAAUCUGCUGAGGAAUGGCGUGCAGGAGCCGCCAGAGGGCUGGGAGCCGCUGCCGGGUGACUCGGGCGACGGGCAUGUUGUGAGCUUGCCGACGCUGGAGGAGGUGCAGGAGGAGCUCAUCGAUCGCAGACGGCGAAAGCUGCUGGAGCAGCUCUGA